This is a messenger RNA of Planococcus citri (citrus mealybug), 4398 nucleotides long. RefSeq lists its product as uncharacterized. The record is from RefSeq and is a predicted model, not a curated record. Bases 331 to 2523 code for a protein of 730 amino acids. Lineage: Eukaryota; Metazoa; Arthropoda; Insecta; Hemiptera; Pseudococcidae. The transcript has 3 exons.
UCAGUAGUUAUCAGUGUGAGAGUGUGAGAAUUUAAUUUAAAUUAUUGUUGAUUAUUAUUAUUAUUAAUUUAUUAAUUAUUAAUUAAUUUUUGUUAAUAUUCCGUACGUGGAUCGUGUCAACGGUAUCAUGUGAAGUCAAAAAGAUUCGAUCGAAUCGUUGGGGUAUUUCCAAUGAAAAAAUGUAAACGGCCGCGGCAGUCGAGAAAUUCGUGUCGCCGAUCGGUUAAAAACAGCUUCACCAAUGGAUUUUAUGGAUUCAGAGUAUGUGUUUUAACCAGACCCAGAAAACCUAUCAAAAACAUUAAGAAACUGCGACAGUAACUUAUCAAAAUGAAUGUUGACAUAGUCUCUUACGUGGAAAACGACGACUAUACGCCCAUCGGUGAUCACAAUUCACAAGAAUCGAAUCCGUUCGUAUUUCACUCAUCUCCAUCAUCGUUGCAAACGCUCGCCUCGAUUCAGUUAGCAUUUCGAUUAUGGCGAGUAAAGUGCUCGAAUCUUGCACCAGGCCAAGCCAUCACCUCCGACUCGUUUUUCCAACAAGAGCAAUUCAGUUGCUCGGAGGUUCUACGAGUAUCAGUUCCCACUUCGAUCAAAGAUGUAAUCGAUCAACAAAUUAUAUUAGCUGGAAAAGAAUUACAAAAGUGGAGUGGUUUUUACUCGAAGGAGGUAUUUUUCGAUUGUAAUUUUUCGCAAGGUGUUCCGAAAUGCUUGGACUAUGUAGUGUGUAGAUCAGAGGGUUCUAUUGAUAUGAAAAAAACCGCUCUGAAUUUGAUCGCAGCUGACGAGUUGAACUUGGUAGAGAAGUACAGAAUUGCUUGUACGUUUUGUUUGGAAGAAGAAAUCAAACGUAUUUGGCCUUCGGUUUCGAGUGAUCUUCGAGGUGAAAAUGAUUUCUGCAAAUUCGCUCUGCCUUCUUAUUGGAUUUACUAUUUGGAAUCCGGAGUGGACGAUGUUUCCACCGUAAGUCGUCUUUAUCCGUUGCAACAGAAUGGUAAUUGGUUAGCUUUCGACUAUUUUUGGUGUAAAUUAAACGAAGACGAUAAAGUAGCUGUGACCGAGUCGAUUCUACGUAAUCCUGAUAUCAAACGAAUCAAGCAAAUGUUACCAAAGUUGACCAAACGACAAGCUUGUCGAGUAUUCGAAUCAAUGGCUGAUAAAAUUCUAAACGUUUUAAUAGCUGACGAUGAACACGUCGAGUACGUCUCAAAAUUCUGGAUCCAUAUUAAAGAUACGUUGCAUGGAAUUAAAUUCUACGGUAUUUUACAUACUUUAUGGAAAUUUGUGUAUAAUUCUGCUAAAUUGAACGAAGCCGUAAGCAAAUGUUCUAGAAGCGAUCUAUUGUUCGAAUUAUGGAUAGAGGCUCCGGAAAUAUUGAGAGAUUAUGUUCUAGUUAACCACGUGAAUGAUUUCUUCGAUCAGUUGUAUGGUGAAAUGUUUGGUUUCUUGGGUUGUUACGGUUGCGAUAUGAACUUCCUAUUGGAUUUGCUGGAAGCUUCGAGGUAUGAGCUUAGGAACCAAAUAUGGAUGAGAAACUGGCGUAAAUUGAUUCUUCGCGCGAAACCAUCGAGUUUAGAGCAAUUAAUGAAAUUAUGUUUGGAUUAUAAAAAAGAUAUCGUGAUGUUCAAAGAACAAAAGAUGGUUGAUUUUCAAAGCAUGUCGUAUAUUUUUCGAAUGUUUCUUAGGGAAGGGUUAUUUGCAGAGUUGAGCGAUUAUCUUCAUUUCUGUAUGAAGGAUGCGUCUAGUUUGGAACAGCUGAGUAAGCGAAUUAUCGAGUCAAGUCUUGACAUGAUUAUGGUGUCAGUUGAAGAUAAAGUAAAAAAAUUAGACCGUUUUAUUAAUAGUACUUUUUCUAGCGCAGAUGCAGCGAAUACUUUCAAAGAAGAGUUUUUGUCAAGUGCAGAAUGUGUCACUUUCUUGCAUAAUAAAUUGGACAGUGGUUGUUUGAAGGAGAUUGAAAUACUCAUUAGUGCUUUUCUUAAAUGCGAACAAAAAUUGAACAAAAUAAAACUAGAUCUUUUCGAUCGUUAUUGUAACAAUCUGCUCGCUGGACGAAUAGCAGAUUUCGAUGGCGAAAAAUGUGAUGAAUUUAUGAAGUGGUGUGUGCCCGAUGAACAGAUAUCUCAGUUUAGGCAAUCCUUACCCAUAGAUGAGAUUUUCGAAAAAUUUUUGGCUAAUACAGUAAUUGUGAAAUCGUCCUUUCUGUCUCAGAGAUUGCCCGCUUUUUUUACUCCCGUUGAUAAUUUCUUUAUGUGGUAUUUUGGCAACAAAGAAGCUGUCAAAGCUUAUAAACAAAGAAAAAUGUAUGGUCAUGAAAAGAGUCCGAAUUUGGAAACCGUUUUGCAGCAAGCUAAAGCAUCGGAUCUCGAACGCUUUUUAUCAUGGGCUUUUGAAAACGAUAAGGAAGAAAUUCAGAAAUUUGUAACGCCUCGUAAAUUUGGCCAGCGUAGACGCAAGGUUUUCUCCUUUCCUAAGGAGCAGAGAACUUCGGGUCCACUAUUUUUUGGCGGUCCUUCGAAUUGAUUUUUUCAGCACAUUUAAAAUUUUUAAUUAUAAUAAAAGAAAUUACGAGCAAAAUAAAAUAAAAUAAUAAAAUACCUCUAAAAAUUCGUUUUUAGGUCAUUUCAUUUUACCGAUUUUAAAUAAAAAUACAAUUUUAAAAAAUUAUCUGAGCGGGCCACAUUUAAGCGAUGAAAUUUAAUGAAUACGAUUUACAGGUUUGCGAAAUUCGUUUUUAAAAAACAAGCUCAUGCUAUUUUAGUUUAAUCAACUUGAAAAAAAAAUGAAAAAUGGUACGUGUCUGUUUUCUGAGUGUAUUAAACUUCAAUUUUUUACCAAUACCUUUAUUAAUAAUUUUAUGUAUUUGUAAGUUAUUAUGACAAAAAUUUAUACAAUAAAUUGCAUUCAUUAUAUUUUUUUUAUUCCCGCAGUUUCAUCCUUAUUUAUUUGAAAAAUUUUUGGAUUUUUUUGUUUUGUUUCUGUGCUCUUCUCUGCGUUGAACCGUCAGUGGCACACAUGUCCCGUGUAGCCAAUCGAAGAACUAUAAUUAUCUGAUUUUGAAAAGUAGAAAAAUGAAAAUAAGUGACUGAAAAUGCCAAAUUGCUUUUUUGAAAAUUUGAUUUCUCUGCUAGAUUUUGAAGUAACUGCUCUUAUCUUCUCUCAAUUCUUUCUCACGUAAAAAAUAAAACAACAAAAAAACAUACAUUCAUUCAUUAUCUGCAGUUACCAUUUUUAAGCAAAUCUUGUCCAUAAAUUUUUAUUUUUGAUGCUUUUUUUCCCUCAUGAAAAACAUCAUCAUGAAGUGGCUAAAAAAAAUGGUUAAAAAGUGAAAAAAGAAAGAAAACCAUUUCCUGUAAGAGUCAUGUAACAAGAAUUUUGCGUUUGGAAUUUUAAAAAUUGAACAAGUUGAAACUACGAACUGAUGAAAAUAAAAAGAUGAAAAUGAAUAGCCUUGGCCAAAAUAAUUUCUAAAGAUGGCCUGAUUUUUUGUUUUUUGCUGAUUCGAAAAAUUCGAUUCGAAAAAUUCUAAUCGAAAAAAGAAAAAGAAAAAAGAUGGCCUCAGCCACUAUAUUUUUUGAAAAUAAUCUGAAUUUUUUGUGCUGGUUAAAAAGUUCUAAUAACAAAAAAAAAAAAAAUGAAAAAAGAUGGCUCUUAUUGCCACAGCUAAUAUUGUUGAUCUACAUUUGAGCAAGUUUUCUAUUCGAAUCAUUUUCUACUUUCCACAAAUUCGGUUUCUUCAUCGGGUCUUCCUUUACUGUAAUAAUAGAAGUUGGCAGCGUUGAACUUGGGUUAAAAAGUGAACUCUGAUGCCACAUUUUUGACUGCACGAACACGUGUUCUUAAGUUUCGAUUGUAAUAUCGAACUGUCUGAUAAAUGAACUGUUUCUAUCACUCACGUUGUUUUAAAUGUUGUGAUCGAUUCGGUCGACUUGAUCAAUGCCAUCAUUAUGACGAUGGGUCUGUAGUGAUCAACAUUGAGUGUUGCAUAUUGCAUCAUAAACGAUGCAAAAUCGUGUGUUUGUACUUUGUACUCAUUGCAGUCAACAGAUGGCAACGUGAAUCAAUGCCAAUGUACCCGUACAUUAGUUGACCACUGAUUUGUCGCGAUUUUAUCACCUUCUGUGUAAAAAUUGAAGUUGAUUCAUUCGCGAACGUUUGGUUUUCAUUUUUGUAUCAGAGUCAACAUUGUCAAAUCUCAUUUGCGCAGUAAUAUACCUGAUGUUGGAAAAUAAAAAAUGAAAAAAAAAACGUGGAAAAUGAAAGAAAUGAAGAAAAAAAAUUUUUGAAUGUCAUUUUUCGAAAUUGAGAAAACUGUGAGAAAAUUUACAAAAAAAAAUAGGGCCUAUUCAGUUCGUAUUUCAAAAACAAAAAAAAAUAAAUGAAAAAAAAAACAAAAAA